This is a messenger RNA of Diaporthe batatas, 1965 nucleotides long. RefSeq lists its product as uncharacterized. Gene Ontology annotation, molecular function: 3-deoxy-7-phosphoheptulonate synthase activity. Gene Ontology annotation, biological process: aromatic amino acid biosynthetic process. The transcript is spliced from 2 exons. Bases 305 to 1759 code for a protein of 484 amino acids. NCBI's taxonomy places the organism in Eukaryota, Fungi, Ascomycota, Sordariomycetes, Diaporthales, Diaporthaceae. The record is from RefSeq and is a predicted model, not a curated record.
CAUUCAAGUCCAAUUUUAGACAAGCCUCGAGAGCACUUGACGGAGUUAUUCUUCUCACGCCCUGAGUCACUACUUUUCCAUUCUCCCAAGACAGACCCCAGAGUCCCUCGCCUAGGCGAGCUUUAAGUCUCAGGGAAUUGAUUUCAAACUCUUUCAAUUGUUGAGUCACUCGCUGCUCAUUUACACACUUAGACUACACACUUACACCCAACGGAGUGUGAGACCCACCCACCACAUACCAUCACCCUCAGAGACUCGCCACAAAGACUCAAGCACACAACCACAGCCAUUGAAGCAAGCCACCAUGUCGUCACCUCCAAACGGGAACGACACAAGCAGCAAUGGCUGGACCCCAGGCUCGUGGCGGUCAAAGCCCAUCAAGCAGUGCCCCGAGUACCCAGACCCAAAGCCGCUGGAGAAGGCCACGGCCGAGCUGAACCGCAUGCCACCGCUGGUGACGCCCAAGGAGAUCCUCACCCUCAAGGCCCACCUGGCGGAUGUGGCCCGCGGCGAGGCCUUCCUGCUGCAGGGCGGCGACUGCGCGGAGCUGUUCGACUACUGCAACCAGUCUGCCAUCGAGUCCAAGAUCAAGCUGCUGCUGCAGAUGAGCCUGGUGCUGAUCUGGGGCGCCAACAAGCGCGUCGUGCGCAUCGGCCGCAUGGCCGGCCAGUACGCGAAGCCGCGGUCCAACCCCACCGAGAACGUCGGCGGCCGCGAGGUCCCCUGCUUCCGCGGCGACAUCCUCAACGGCUUCGACCUGGACGAGCGCGACCUGGACCCGGGCCGCCUGGUCAGGGCCUACCACCACUCCGCCGCCACCCUCAACUACGUGCGCGCCGCCCUCGCCGCCGGCAUAGCAGACCUGCACCGCCCGCUCGACUGGGAGCUGGGCCACGUGCGCGAGCCCGAGCUCAAGGCCAAGUACAGCCGCGCCGUCAACUUCCUGACCAACAUGAUGAGCUUCAUGGAGACCGUCGGCGCCUCCGGGUCCAGCUCAAACCUCGACACCGUCGACCUCUUCACCAGCCAUGAGGGCCUGGUCCUCGAGUACGAGCAGCCGCUGACGAGGGCCUUCUCGGACGCCGCCAUCCACGGCACCCGCAAGGCCGCACGCACGGCAACGGGCACAAACGGCGAGCAGCAGCAGGCAGAGACCCAGUACUUCGACACGUCAGCCCACUUCCUCUGGAUCGGCGACCGCACACGGCAGAUCGACGGCGGCCACGUCGAGUUCUUCCGGGGCAUCGCGAACCCGAUCGGCGUAAAGGUAGGGCCCUCGACGCCCGUGUCGGACCUCCUCGAGCUCCUGCGCGCGCUCAACCCGUCCCGCGAGCCGGGCAAGGUGACGCUGAUCACGCGGUACGGCGCCUCGAGGGUGCGGUCCCUGCUGCCCUCGCACAUCCGCGCGGUCGAGGACUCCGAGUACCGGCGGUGCGUGGUGUGGCAGUGCGACCCGAUGCACGGCAACACGCGGUCGACGGCCAACGGCGUCAAGACGCGCCGCUUCGGCGACAUCUUCAGCGAGCUGCAGGAGACGCUGGCCAUCCACAAGGAGGAGGGCAGCUACCUGGGCGGCGUCCACCUCGAGCUCACCGGCGACGCCGUCACCGAGUGCGUGGGCGGAAGCGUCGGGCUCGACGAGGACGACCUCGCCGCCAACUACACCAGCUUCUGCGACCCCAGGCUCAACGAGAAGCAGGCCCUGGAGCUGACCUUCCUGAUCGCCGACCACUUCCGGAAUGAGAGGCAGGUUGCUUGAGUGAGAUCCGGCUGCCUCUUGCGGGGGCUCUAGGAUGAACAUGGGGGAAAGUCGAUACAUAUUGGACAGCAAGGGACAGGCAAGGCGCUUCGGUCGUUGGGAUUUGGCAUUGGGAAAAAAAGUUACGCUGGGAAAAAGGGAAGAAGAAACUCGGACAUGAUCAGGGUUGAGGGUUUUAUGAGACAAGAAUUCAAAUCAUCUAUUGC